GAGGACAAACGUUCAGGGAGGGCUUUGUUCACUUCUCCGACGCCAAGGGAGGCAAUGUGAGAGAACAGAGGCUUGACUGGCUGCACUACAGGAAUCCGGAUAUGAUGAAAAUGUUUUAGACUCAACUAUCCACAGCCGAGUACCGCCACUGAACGUUUAAGGCUUCGCGAGGAUUGUUAUUGAUAUUUUUUAUGCGUCAACAAAAUCCGGACUGGGUGGGAGCUGGAAGUCCAAACUUUUUGAACUCGAAAUUACUUUUUCACCGCGCGUCUUUUUUUUUUUCUGUCCCAACGUCUCGGAGCAAGACUUGGAAGAAGGAAGGAAGGAUGGGAAUAAAUCAGAUUUGAAGCUCGGGAGUUGUCAUGUUUGAAAGCCUGUGCUGAUGGUGAGACGUUGCUUUUAACAGAGCUGAGGGCUGAGGAAAGGGAGGAACUUCUUCUGCUGUGUCCCCAAAAAAGACGACUGUCUCAUGUCCAAGGAGACCGUCUUUCCUUCGGAUGGGCCGGCAGGGCCUGGGAAGGGCCCUCAGCAAGAGACAAGUCCCCUGCUGUCUGCCUCACAAGAUGCUUGUGACAGUGACUCAUCAGGAAGAACACCAUCUCCCAGGAAACCAGCCACCGAAGGACAAAGUCACGUGACUGAGGAGAAGCCCAAUUAUUGCGAGCCUGUAAGAACUCAACCUCAGUCUGAGUCUCAGCCAGUGUCCUCUGAGCCCGCCGAUGGGGACGCUGGCAAGGACCAAAAUGGCUUUCUCCACAACGGCACUGGCACGCCCGCGCUGAGUAACGGCAACGGAAUCCACCCUGGCAUCAGUGGGGCCGGGGCCACGCGCACAUGCUCCUGCGGUGCCAGCAUCAGCGUGGGUGCCACGGGCGGGUCGGGUCCUGGCAUGAGAUCAGUGGCAACCGCGUCGACGACGACAGAGCAGCCCAGGAAGCAGCCGUCCAUGCCCGUGUCUCAGAGGAUGCAGAGGAAAUUGAGGUCCAGCUUGUCGGUCAACAGUGACAGCAGCCGACGCAGCAAAGGCAGUUCGACAGGGUCACAGAAGCCUCCUUUACCAGAGGACUGCUGCGUCCACUGCAUCUUGGCCUGCCUGUUCUGUGAGUUCCUGACACUUUGCAACAUGGUGGUGGCGCAGGCCUCGUGCGGGGCAUGCACAUCGGAGGCUUGCUGCUGCUGCUGCUGCACCGAUGACUUGGGCGACGACUGCAACUGCCCCUGUGACAUGGACUGUGGCAUCAUGGAUGCCUGCUGCGAGUCCUCAGAUUGCCUCGAAAUCUGUAUGGAGUGCUGUGGCAUCUGCUUCCCCACAUAGGGAGACAUGCGCUGGUGUUGACCAGGGUGCCUCUGCGAUCGGAUAACUGGACCCUGGACAGAAGAAUGGAAGGAAUUGCUGCUGCUGUCAUUUUGAACUUAGCAGCAGACUGUGUGUGUGUGUGUGUGUGUGUGUGUGUGUGUGUGUGUGUGUAAGCUUGAGUAAAGCAUGCUUUAAAAGACGUAUUUUGACACUGGGCCUCUCCAUCAAAACCAGCUCAGCAGCGGAUGCAAGUAACUCCACAUAUAGGAACAUGUGAGUUAGAUUUUCAGCGUAUAUAAAGUUUUAUCUGUUGAAUAUUCUAUCCUUUGCAUAAAAAGUAUUAUCACAGCGCCUUACAAAUUUAAUUGUUACAUCAGGAAUACUGUCUAAUUGUAUCUUGCCUCUUUUUGUUCAUUUUGAUACUAGACAUGUUGCAUACACUAAACAAAGCAAUGACAUUCAGUAAGUUUUUUUUAAUGCUCAAAAACUGAGUGUUGCGAUCUUAGUGUACUGUGCAAUGCUGUAAAAGCUUCGUGUGACACAUUCCGAGUUGCAUACUGUAGUUUUGCGACACAGACUUUCAUUUACACAAAUCUACUGUAGCACUGUAGAACAGUUGAAACUGGUGAAUUAUUAUUAAAGGUGAAUAACAUAAUCUGCUACUUUGUAAAACCAAAGGUGCCUACAUUUCAGGCUUUUUUUUUUUUUUUUUUUGGAGGGAAAAUCUGCACAAAAUUGCUCUUAAGCUCUUAAUUGUUUGGUAAAUACUGGAAGGCCUAUGAAAACAUGUUGUACAAAAGAUUCUCAUCUCUCUCUUGAUAUGGCAGUAUUUGGAACCUUGGAUUUACUGGAAUUACAGUGCAGAUACUCACAUUUUUAACAGAAUAAAGGUUGUGACCAACUUCACUGUGCGAUUUUCUGCAAUGUUAAAAUUUAAAGUGUGCACCUUGUGUCUUAAUUUCUAUAGGAGACCUCCCCUAAUGUUACCCAUCAAUGCUUAGACUGUGUCAGCUGCAUAUGGUACCCGGUCUUUUUUGUGAUGCUGUAUUAUAUACAUAGUGUGUAAGUAUGACUUGUUAAACUGCACUCUGUGCAUGAAAGGCUUGAUAAGAAAUUAAAAAAUGGUGACCUUGGUCGCUGUAUAAGCGGCUUUCGGGUAUCAAGCCCAGUGGCUCAAAAUACAAAAAAGGAAUCAUGAGCUGUCAUGUUGAAAUGGUAAACUAAUGCAGGGUAAAGGCAGUUUUCUUUUCCUUUUUUUCUGCUUCUUAAUUCUGUGUAUCUCGGGAUGAGUUUGUGGUGAAUCACCAAUGGAGUCAUUUCCCUGUCUCGGAGAUCCGCUUUGAUGUUGUUUAAGUGAUGAUACUUAAUGCUGGCCCUCAUUAGCACUGCUUGCUAAAUGGUAACAAAAAAAUGUCCCUUCCUAACACCAACAAAGAUAAUGUGCUGUCAUGUACAGCUCGUCUUAAUGACGCACUGUUAUUGUGUAGAAGAAGGUUGGAUAGGCACCUCUGUAGUAGAUAAUGUGCAGAAAGUAAACCUCAUUUUAAUGUUUGUGAUUAACUCGCGCCACAAGUUUGUUACGGGCUAAAGAGUGUUAAGAAAACACUAUCUAGAUAAUGUGAAGAAUUUAUCUAAAAAGGAAAAGUGUAUACAUGUAGCUACAGUGGUUGUCCUCUUCUACUAUACUGUUGUAUGUUCCUUCUUUUAAUUCUGUGCCUUACAGAUUCUUCUCAUUUUCCUCUCAAUGCAUCAUUUCUGAACUUGGAGUUCACAACUCAUUUUAGUAGUUUUAUACAUCAUGUUCAGUCUCAAAGAGAAAUUGUUUUAAAAAAUAAAACAUUACCAAAGAAGUAU
Messenger RNA from Scatophagus argus, 3151 nucleotides. RefSeq names its product MyoD family inhibitor domain containing (gene mdfic). Bases 470 to 1315 code for a protein of 281 amino acids. The record is from RefSeq and is a predicted model, not a curated record. The transcript has 5 exons. NCBI's taxonomy places the organism in Eukaryota, Metazoa, Chordata, Actinopteri, Scatophagidae.